AUGGAAUGGAGGAUCGACUCAAGACAGCAAGCCCGAGUAUGUCGAGUAGACCUUUACAAGCAUUUAUCAAGGCUGAUACAUCAUCCCAUUACCAGGAUUAUCAGUGAAGCUUUUCAUUUUUCAAAGUGCCUACGUGCAGAUCAGCAAUCUAUUAGCACAUGCUCCCGUGAGAACCAUCAGCUAGUUGAGAUGGCAUUAGAAGGGUACAACACAGCAUGUAUCUUUAUGGCUGUGGGGGGCGCGGAUGGAUCCAAGCUUAGGAAGGAUCUUAUGCACCAGCUCAUCAGUCGACUAGGCGUUCAGCUGACAAAGGUCAACACCGAUCGCAAAAAGAAAUCCAUGACCGAGAUCCAAAUGGAAUACGCGUAUGUCGGGAUUGUCGACAAUUGUUGCUAUGAUCUUCGAAUGGGGAACCGUAUUGAAAAUGCGAUCAUGAUGUCUAAAGGAAUCGACCAGUGCAUGAAACGCGUCAACCACGUCGACAAGAUUUGGUCACGAGUCAAAGAUGGAGCUUCUGUACCUUUUGUAUUGCAAAUUCGGUUGACAGACGAGGCACAUUUCAUGGGUCAUUUAUCCAUUGUCGAUUUACAACAACCCGAAUUCCGACAACCACUCGUGUUACAACCAGCAGCCAGCAUCUAUUGCUCGUUUGAACAAUUGAGAGCCAUUAUCGAGCUAGUGACAACCAAGAAGCCUGCAGAGACGAUGUCUGAUAUCGAUAAUAGCGUGCUUAGUCAGUUGCUCCUACAGCACUUUUGCGGCUUUGGUCAAACUUUGGUAUAUGCACAUUACAAUGAAUCAUUGCAUUAUGAUUUGGAUGAAGCGUUGGAGUCAUUACGAUUCUCUCAAGCACUACAAAUGGUGAGGUGCCUUGCAGUAACCAACAAGUCAGAUGUACGGGUCCACUAUUAUCGCAACAUGAUGAAGAAGUUUGCACUUGAGCUUGACAAAAAGAAGGAUUCUCAUGAUGCUCAGCUUGCAAAAAAGAACAUGGAAUUGACCGACGCCAAAGAGCAACUGGAAAUUCAACGUCAACAGAUCCAGGGACUGCAAAAAAAGUACAACCAGCUUCUUCAAGAGGAGGAGGAUGAUUUAGAAUUUGUUUGGAGUGUGCCAAUGAGGAAGGUGAAGGAUCAAAAUGUACAAACCAAUGAUCAUCCAAAGAACGUCAACGAGGAGUCGGUAAGCCUGACCAGGUUACGGGAGAUCUACGCAUUGCGCAAGACUGCUACGUACGCCUGCGAGCUUGAGAGACGCAUCCUAGAACUCAAAGUGAAAUAUCGUCAAGCUAUUGCAAUGCGUGGCAAAGGCACUUUCAAUGACGAGUCUAGCACAUACCCACCAGAUGCAAGGGGUGAUACUUUGAGAAGCUACAAGGAAUCCGGAUCUCUUGAUGCAUCAUCUCGACGUGCACAAUUUGAAGCAAAGGGACUCAAGAUCAAUGCGAGAGCUGAUACUGCCAAGAUAUCGCGUCUUGAAGAGAGGAUAGUGGGCCUGAUAGCAGAAAAAGAGCAUAUGCAAAAAGAGGUUGUCGAAUCCACAAAGAAAGUUGGGACCUUGAAUGGGAACCUCGAGCAGCUGAAAGGCGAGUUGAAUGAAUACAAACAACGAGUGAAGAAUUACCAAGCACAAGUCGAGAAAGAAAAGCAACGAUGGAAAGAGGAGGUGCGAUGGAAUGAGGAACAAUCAAUCCAAAUGCAGGAGGAGCGGAAUCGAGUACGACAUUAUAUGCAGGAAUUACGAGUGCAAAUCGCACAAGCCAUGACAGGCGACCUCAACAAGGAUCAUAUGGAUUCCGUUGCCAAGGCAGUCUCUCUUGAUGAAUUGAUUUCUUUGAAUUUGCCGCAAACAAUGGCGCCAAAUAUCGCUGCAGAGAUGAUGGCACAUGAUGAUGAUGAUGAUGUAUUGAUGGAUCCUAUCGACAGCAGCAUGAUACCAGCAACGUUGAUACCACCCGAACAACAAUCAAGCGGUGAACCAGAUUCAUUCUCCAUCAGCAAAGCUGCUCGUUCUUCUACGUUUGAUGAAAUCGACAAUGACGAUAUGCAACAUCCUCAAAUACAAACGCAUGCACGGGCAUCUGAGAAGGUCACAUACGACAGUAAUAAUCAAGCUGGCAGUAGCAGUAAUGCUGAUAUUGUUCAUGACCGAGGUUCCCUGAGAGGAGAAGCAUUGCAACACCCGCAAGCAAAAUAUCCGCCCACAACCAUCAAAAAGUCCUCUGUACAAGCUAGUGGCAAAUCAAGAUUGCGAGGUUCUAUCGAUGAAAAUGAAUCGUUACAAGUGAUGAAAGAUGCCCAAUUUGGUAUUGGUGAACAAUCAAGGAAGCGGAAACAGUCAUUGCAAACCAAAAACACCGAUACAGGAGAGAUGAUAUCGAAAGGGAAGCGUAAAUUUGGAGAAAAGAGUAGCAAUUAG
Molecule: messenger RNA, 2418 nt
Organism: Lichtheimia ornata
Lineage: Eukaryota; Fungi; Mucoromycota; Mucoromycetes; Mucorales; Lichtheimiaceae
Exons: 17
Coding region: 1-2418 (805 amino acids)
Source: RefSeq, a predicted model, not a curated record